GGAAGGGCUGCACACCUGGCCAGGUGUGCCAGGGCGGCUCCAGGUGACGUUUCCCCGUCCCCAGAGCAUCUUCCGGGUGGUUUUCCAUGACCGGCGGCUGCAGUACACGGAGCACCAGCAGCUGGAGGGCUGGAGGUGGAACAGACCCGGGGACAGGAUCCUGGACAUAGAUAUCCCGAUGUCCGUGGGGAUCAUCGACCCCCGUGCGAACCCAACUCAGCUCAACACCGUGGAGUUCCUGUGGGACCCGGCCAAGAGGACGUCGGUGUUCAUCCAG
Messenger RNA from Ficedula albicollis (Collared flycatcher), 277 nucleotides. Its product is annotated as alpha-globin transcription factor CP2-like. Gene Ontology annotation, molecular function: RNA polymerase II cis-regulatory region sequence-specific DNA binding; DNA-binding transcription activator activity, RNA polymerase II-specific. Gene Ontology annotation, biological process: positive regulation of transcription by RNA polymerase II. NCBI's taxonomy places the organism in Eukaryota, Metazoa, Chordata, Aves, Passeriformes, Muscicapidae. The annotation marks the transcript as partial. The transcript has 2 exons. Gene Ontology annotation, cellular component: nucleus. The record is from RefSeq and is a predicted model, not a curated record.